This is a messenger RNA of Gymnogyps californianus (California condor), 3840 nucleotides long. It is a transcript of the gene LRRN4, whose product is annotated as leucine rich repeat neuronal 4. Gene Ontology annotation, molecular function: protein binding. The record is from RefSeq and is a predicted model, not a curated record. Bases 30 to 2393 code for a protein of 787 amino acids. The transcript has 4 exons. Lineage: Eukaryota; Metazoa; Chordata; Aves; Accipitriformes; Cathartidae.
AAGUUAAUUGCAAGCCAUUUAGGAGAAGGAUGUUUUCACGCUUGCUCAUCCUCUCUCUGCUGGUGGGGAACACAGCGUCGGGGCCGGUGAGCAGAGCAGAGCCUGCAGCAUCCAGGGACGUCACCACCUUUUUCCAGCUGGCUCAAGAAGACUCUUGGGAGAAUGUUAAUCUCACCAGCAUUUCCUGUGAGGAUCGGAAGAACAGGACCUGGAUCACCCUGCAGCUGACCAACAGCAGCCUGACAGCUUUCCCCGUCUGCCUUCCAGAGGCCCUGGAGACCUUGGAUCUCAGCAACAACCUCUUAGAAGAGGUGAAUGGCACGGAGAUAGCAAACCUCCCGCGGCUGCGUGCCCUCUCGCUGAGGCAGAACCAUCUCUGGUCAGUUAGAUGGGGAUCUGAAGCCCUCAGCAGUCUCCUCCACCUGGACUUAAGCUUUAAUAAGCUGUCGUCUGUGCCAUCAUGCCACAGCUCUGCCCUGCCUAACUUGAGGUGGUUGUCCCUGGCUGGAAAUCCACUGAUUGAAAUCCAGCCGCUGGCUUUUUCCUGUUACCCUCAGCUACAGUUCCUGAACCUCUCUGCAACGCUGCUUGGGCAGGAUGACAGCAGAGGAAUUAGGGUGUCUGCUUUUGCCAUCAGCACAUCUCCCAAUGAGACCACGAACAGGCCUGGAAACACCAUCAACAUGCUUGAUCUGAGCGGGACCUUUCUUGAGAAAAUUCAACCAGAGUGGACCAGAGACUUGCCCAACCUCAGAUCACUUCACCUGACAAAGAUGUCACGAUUAAGAAGCCUCGAUACUGACUUCUUCAAGUCCAUGCCUGGUCUCCGAGAGCUGACCUGUCAAGACUCCCACUCACUGGGUUUCGUGAGGACAGAGAUGUUUGACAGUGCUCCUCAUCUGAGUCAUCUCUCGUUUGAGAACUGUAACCUGACUUCCUUUAAUCCUUGGAAUACCAAUUCAUCGGAUAGCAUCAUCAUCAACUUGUAUGGAAAUCCUCUGUUAUGUGACUGCCAGCUCUCCUGGCUGCUCUCCAAGCCCAAGAAAGUUGUGCUGCAAAAGGCUUGGGAGACCUUUUGCAACACAUCCCAGGAAGAUUGGGGCAGACCUUCAACAUCUUUUUCACUGCUAGAGCUCUACGAUAAAUGCCAGUCUGAGAGAAACAUUACGCUGCCCGAUUCAAACACACCCUCUCCCGAACACCAUGCUUUCAGCCUUACCAGUUACGAUGCCACUACUACAGCAACAACAACAGACUCUGCUCCGCUAACCAAAGACACUUACACCAGCACGCUAAAUCAGAGGAAUGUAAUGAGCACGACGGCAGCCAACCCAACUGAGCCAAUGCUCACAAAGGCCAACAGUUCCUCCCACAAGGAGGAAGCAGUUUCAGAAUCCACGAGCAAUCCCCCUUCCUUCGCGUCCGUAACCACCUCCCCAGGUUUUCUCAAAGAGCUCUAUAGUCAGUCCUCAGAUCGUGGCUCCACGAGUCAAACUGAAACAGAUCAGCUAAAGAGAGAGCUCAGAACAACCGACGUGACGUUUCCCCAGGAAGGCCCAUUCAACCAGCCCACUAGUGAUUAUUCUACUAGAGCAACAGGAAACCCUGAUGCCACUGACCAUUAUAUUCACUCCUUUGCCACUCACGCUGGGGAAGGUACACCACAAACGAGCCUACCACAGCUGAACUCCACCAGGACCAAUGCUCGGUCAGAGCCUGCAUCCACCAGAUCACUGAUACACUAUGUAGAUGACUAUGAUUACGAUGAACAGUCGACAGAAACCCCAGUGCAACUGGCAUACACCUCCUGUGACUACAAUCCUUGCAGGCACCUUCAGAAGCCAUGCAGUGAACUUCAGAGUGCAUCCCAAUGUUUAUGUCCUGGCAUGUCAAGGGAAGAUGAGGUUCCAGAUCCACCGAUGCUCAGAGAGGUGUCUGAAGUUACAGACAGCUCUGCGCAGAUACGCUGGUGCGCCCCAAGUUCAGUUGUUCACACCUAUGAGCUGAUGCUUCAUGCUCAAGGCAACGAGGACAGACAGUUUGUCCUGGACAAUAUUUAUUCCACAGCAAGGCAGUACACUCUGUAUAAUCUAUUACCAUACACCACUUACCACAUUUGUGUGACUGCUUCGAACAAAGCAGGGUCAAGCCAGACAGUAAGUCAGGGAAUUCCAGGUAAUUCGUGCACCAGAUUUAAAACAAAACCCAGCUACAAGUCUGUCUUUGCUGCUCUGUCUGCAGCAAGCGGACUCUUUCUCAUUUCCACAAUUAUUUUGUCUGUAUGUCUGUGUAAGGCAUGUAAAAAGCCUCAGAGUGAGCAAUAUGGUACACACUUAGUCUCUUACAAGAACCCAGCAUUUGAUUAUCCGUUAAAACUACAAACCACUAAUUAGCUCUAGGUGAUUGUUCUACACAUUCAAAGCUCACUGUCUCUAUCACCUUGGUAUGUUUUUGUGAGACUCUCAAAAUGUCCUUCAGCAAAACUAUGAAACAUCAGACUUCAUAGCCCUUACGUUUCUAAGGGAGAGAAAAAACACAAGAAAAGAAAAACUAAUAAUGAAGGUAGUCAAACAGAAAAAAGCCUUUGGACUCUUGUUCAUGUGCUAAGCAGCAGCAAACCUGGACACUAACCUUGAAAAGUCGUUUUUAUAAUCGCCUACAAAUAUACUAGCAUACAUUUCACACAGUGAGAGGCUGCUUUGCCAGCUGUCUGCCUCCAGUAUCUCUCAUGGAUACAGUCCGCUGAGAGCCAUGAACCAAGAUGCAUCUAGCUAAGCAAGAUAGACUCUGCCUUUAUUCACAUAAGUGAAGUUGGGUUUUCAAUUUCUUCUAAUGUCCAUAUAAAGGUAUUAUCGAAAAAGAGAGUAUUACUGGAAGGAGUGAGAGAAGGGUCUCCUUGGGCUCAGUGGCAAGGUGCUGUGCAGAUCUAACUCCGGUAGUAACUCCGGUGACUGGAACUGCUCAGCCAAACUUCAGUUCAGGAAAAAGAAACAUGAAGAUUAAUUGUAAAAAAGGACAGUGCAGGAUCCUUAGGGCAAGGAUAAUUUUUUUGUUCUGACUUCGUAUGAUGUUUUCCACAACUGAGGCUGCCGAGUGCUACCACAAUAUCAAUUUACAGACAGUGAGGAGUUUGCAGUAUAGCAGUAACCCACAGAAGGGGGGAGCACAUUAGCAUUUGCUUCACAAUUGGUUUUAAGCAGAGAUGAUUGCUCAGUCCCAUCUACAGAUUUAGCCGGCUGAUGAUUUACCUCAUACGGAGGCAAAGAGCCAAGUAAUGAAACAAUUUAAUGCGUAUGUUGCUGAGACUUGAAAAACUGAAAUCCCAUCCACUAGCAGCAGACAGUUAUGCAGACAUUUUUCAAAUGUACUUUUGGGUGCUAAUUUCUGCUACAAAAAUAAUCAGAGAUGCUGAGAAUCCCAGUUCUUCAGCAGCUUUGAGCUUGCCAUUAAAAUUCAAAGAGAUGUUUGUGUAAGGGGAGGCAUUUGGUCCGGUCAAAUACUUCUUAUUCAGAGACCCAUAGGUUUAUGUUCCAGUAGCUGCAUGUUUCUGCUGCUGUAUACUGCUGUAUAGAUACAAAAUGUAAAAUCCCCCCAGAUCUCAGAGAGUGAAAAGUGCUAUACAGUGUAAAAGAGCCUCUGUUCUGUUCAUUUUUUUUUAAAUGCUUCCAGUAUUAAUGGAAAUAAAAGCUACAGAGUUGAGUUCUGGUUCUUUGUUAAAGACCUAGAUCUUUGUGUUCUCUUUACCAUCUACAAUGUUUAGCCUGAGGAAUUAACUCAAGCAUUUUGUUGUUUUGGAACAAACUUUCAGCAUAUAGUAAAGUAAUGUUUUUAUUAUGGUAA